Cladocopium goreaui is the source of this 576-nucleotide messenger RNA. Lineage: Eukaryota; Dinophyceae; Suessiales; Symbiodiniaceae. The record is from the annotation of a GenBank genome assembly.
AUGGCGAAACGUGGCAAAAGGAAAGCUGCAGCUGCCCCAGCGACGCCUGCCCAGAAUGUGGAGCAAGUAGGCACGCUGAACCGCAGGGCAGCUGACCUGGUCCAAGAUCUUUACAAUCGAAGGUUUGCCAAAGAGGGAACAACAGAUCCUGAACCCCUUCAGUGGCCCCUGCUACAUGGUGGUACUUUCCUAGAAGUUGCCCAACGAGCUUGGUCUGAUGAUGGGGGUGUCAAGCUCAUUGACAAGAGCUUCAAAUUUCUCCAGAAGAUCGGCUACCUUGAUGAUUCCAUGACUCGCGAUAGAUUUGUGGCUGGAAUGACCACGACAGCAGUGUGGCCGCCGGAUGUUGGCAGCACCUUUGAGACGCACAUCCUGAGUUGGUCCAUGGCAAACCAAUCAUUCUGGAAAGGCUUCGUCCCCAUGAGUGAGGUUUACUGGGUGACUCUGGGAAUUGCCCAAACCAAGAUCAGAGAGGCCUGGUGCCCGAAUGUCAGAUAUCUCGCCGAAAUGACCAUAGGACUCAAGCCAGGAUUUUGGAGACCUCCUCUGGGAGGAGGUCGCCGCCCACAAGUAUGA